GAAAGUGAUAGCGCUGAGUGUCGCAAAAUGAAAAAAAAAUCAAUAUGUCAUCUUUUAAAAGCUUUGAAAUUACCAGAGAAGAAAUUAAAAGCUCUGCAUAUGGAUUUAUUACUUCAAGAUAAAGAAGAAAUUGCUUUGAAGAAAAUGAAAAGUGCAGGUCUUGAUAAAGAUGGAUUAAAAGAAGCUACUUUAAGAAAGUCACUUAAUGCAAUUAUUAAUAAAUAUGGAUUGGCAGAUCACUUUGCCACUGAUGAAGAAAACACUCAUAAAAAUCAAGUUUCUUCUGAAGUACCAGAGGAAAUGAUAGAUAAGAGAUUUUUCAAAGAUAAGAAACUGAAUAAACUAUGGACUCAUGUAGAAAAGUCAGAUUUUUCAGAUGAAGAACUAAAAACUCUGAAAGAAGAAUUUCAACAUCAUCAAGAAAAGCUAAACUUGUAUCAUAAUUUACUUGAUGAAAUUAAUAAAGAUGCUGCAAGUUCAGCACCUGAAGAAAUGGAUAAUUCGGUGGAAACAUUAAUGAGAGAGGAAACUAAUAAAAAGAAUUCACCACAUACUCAGCAGAUGUUAAAAAAACAAUAUCAUGAUCUUAGACAAGAUUAUGAUUAUUUAGCUGGAAAAGUUUUGAAAGGCAAAGGAAUUAUUUUUGAAGAGGGCCGUGUAAAUAAAUUAUGGGAAUUAGCUCAGAAAGCUGAUUUUACAUCAAGUGAAUUAGAAUCUCUGAAGGAAGAAUUGCAUCAUUACGAGCAUCGUGUUAAAAAGCUGAAGUUUUUGGAGGCAGAAUUAGAUUUUUCUAAUGAAAGACAUGAAUCAAAAAAAUAUGUUGAAGACAAAUCUGAAGUUCAAAAGCAACGAGAACAACGUGUAAAAGAUUAUAAUUAUAAGGUAAAUAAAAUUCAUAAUGAGAUAGAAUCAAGAAUAUUACAGCGUCACCUGGAAUUAUAAUUAUAAAUUCAUUACUACAGUAAAAUUAUCUAAAAUUUUGCCAUAGUUUAUUGAUAUUUUAUUUAAUGUAUCUGCUAUUAAAGAAUUUUGAAAUUAAGUAUAAGGUAAACAUCUCAUUUAUAUUAUUUAAAUGUUAAACUAAUUGGAACAUUUCUUUAUACAAAUAAUAAUAUAUAUUUUUUUGUAAUUUUUUUUGAUUACAACAAAAAGUGUCUUCCAUAUUGUAAAUAAAACAUUUAAUUUUUUUUAUUGUUUGUUUCUUAACAAAUUAUUUUAAAAUCUGUUAUAAAAUUGUUAAACAUUUGUCAAUAGUUUUCAACUAAAAAAGUUCCACUGAUUUUUGUAAAAUAAAAUCAAAGUUGUAAUUUUGUACUAAAUAUCCACAAAGCUAUAAGUAUUGUACAGAAUAAAAUGCUUAAAACCAAUCAUUUUGAA
This is a messenger RNA of Centruroides sculpturatus (bark scorpion), 1377 nucleotides long. RefSeq names its product alpha-2-macroglobulin receptor-associated protein-like. The transcript is spliced from 7 exons. NCBI's taxonomy places the organism in Eukaryota, Metazoa, Arthropoda, Arachnida, Scorpiones, Buthidae. Bases 28 to 942 code for a protein of 304 amino acids. Gene Ontology annotation, biological process: regulation of receptor-mediated endocytosis. The record is from RefSeq and is a predicted model, not a curated record. Gene Ontology annotation, cellular component: endoplasmic reticulum; endomembrane system. Gene Ontology annotation, molecular function: receptor antagonist activity; heparin binding; low-density lipoprotein particle receptor binding.